AUGGCCGACGCGCCAGUGGUGGACAAACCCAGCCGACAAGCAGAACUAGUCGGAAUGACUGUCUUCCUGACGACUUUCUCUACAUUAUUCGUCGCUGGCCGCUUGUAUACCCGAGUUUUCUCAUCGAGAUCGUUUGGAUGGGACGAUGUCUUCAUCGGCCUUGCGGCUUUGACGAGCUGUGCUAGCGAAGGCCUCACAAUCGCCCAAAUGAAAAAGGGACUCGGCCUCACGAUAUCGCAGGUCAAAUUAGCCGAUCUCGUGCCAUUGCUCAAGUAUACCCAGUUCGCUAUCUUCUUGAACGGCAUUGGAAUGUGUUUCAUGAAAGUCGGCAUCGGACUCUCCCUCCUUCGCCUCAGUCUGAGCAAGACGUUCAACUACGCUGUCAUGGGCUGUAUAGUCCUCAGCUUGCUGGUCAACCUCAUUGUCUUCCCAGGGGUUUUUGCGCAGUGUCAACCUAUGAACAAACUGUGGAAUCCAAGUAUUGAGGGCACAUGCUGGCCGAAACGAGCCAGUCUGGCGUUUUCGUACACGCAAACAGUGGGAAACAUUGUGACCGAUUUCGCCUUCACUUUUGGGCCCUUGUUCUACCUUGCCAAGGUCAAGGUUUCUCACUACAACAGAUGGGCGCUUCGCGGUAUCUUCCUUAUCGGUUUGCUGGCUACUGCUUGUGCCAUUGCGAAGGCAACACAGCUUCCAAAAAACCAGAAUUCAAAGGAUCCUACUUACGACACUGUCGACUUGACGAUCUUGGUCGUCGCCGAGCUCUCGGCUGGUCUCCUCGCUGCCGCUCUUCCUCCUCUCAAAACCACUUUCGAACGCAUCCUGGUGCGUGUCUUUCGCGUGCACUCAGGUCUCACGACCCCAUCUGCCACACGGUCAAAGGGACACAGCUAUAACAACAGCCGGACCCUGCGCUCAUCUCGCCGUCCGCCGCCCGGGAGUGCCAUGGGCACUGGGUUCGAGUUUGAAGACGACAUGCCGCACAGUACUACGGUGUAUGUGAUGGGAGACAUGAGAAAAAUCAAGAAGAAGCGAGAGGACGAUGCCAUGAGCGUCGAAGAUGAUCAAAAACAUAUCCUACACUCGGGGAGCGUCAAGACAGGCAGUGAUGGCAAUGAGGUUGAAGGGCCUCAAGGAGACUGGAUAACGAAGACGAUUGAGUAUACUGUCAGCGAUGCUCAGUCAAUGCAUGAUCAUGGGAAGGAAUGA
Cladophialophora psammophila CBS 110553 is the source of this 1209-nucleotide messenger RNA. RefSeq lists its product as uncharacterized. The record is from RefSeq and is a predicted model, not a curated record. The transcript is spliced from 6 exons. The coding region runs from base 1 to 1209 and encodes 402 amino acids. NCBI's taxonomy places the organism in Eukaryota, Fungi, Ascomycota, Eurotiomycetes, Chaetothyriales, Herpotrichiellaceae.